AUGCGACUCUUUCUUGACGAGAAGAUAGCUUCCGGUGGAAAUGGUGAGGUGUACCGUGCUCACACAAUUGACCUCGACGCACCGACAAGAGUAUUCGCCGUCAAGAAAUUGCAUACGACCAAGCAUGUGAGGAACCCUAUGUUGCUGCACAGGGCGUGCGCCAUGAUCCAUCUUCGAGGGCACCCCAGCAUACCCAAGGUGUACGCCCUAGGUCAGACGCAGUACUACGAAUAUCUCGCCCUCGAAGAGCUGGGUCCGGACAUCUAUACACCUUUGGAGAGCCCGGAAGGGCUUACUAUGCGAAACCUCGUCGCUUUGACAUGCCAGAUGAUUGAUGCCUUGCAGCAUGUUCACUCUCACCACCUUGUUCACUGCGACGUAAAGCCUGCCAAUUUCCUGUUUGAACGCCACCAGACUGGUGGAAUCAAGCUCAUUGAUUGGGGUUUGGCUAAGUUAUAUCGUGAUCCUGCGACCCUUGUGCACAGACCUGAAGGCUCUAUUUCAUCUCUACUUGGGACAAGGUCGUUCGCAAGCAUCAACGUGCAUUAUCACAAAUGUCCUUCUCGCCGGGAUGACAUGGAAUCCCUCGCAUACACCAUCCUGCUCCUUCUUUGCGGCGGACUUCCAUGGGUUGUGAACGGCAUAAAACGCGUGGGCGUCCUGCGCGAGAAGCUCAAGUGGUCCGGAGGCGCUCUCAGCAUUGGAAACCCAGCCGUUUUCGGCGACUUUCUCGACUACACCCGCACACUCGCGUUUGACGAGGAGCCCGAUUACGCUGGCUGGAGGCGGCGAUUCGAAGCGAUGGCUCCAGACCUUCCCGAGCCACCGCUUUAUUCCUACUCUGACACAAGCUCCCGGGUGGGCGAAUCAUAUCGGCGCCCAGAGGAGCAGACUGAGCCUGCAAACUUUCAACGCCCACCGAAGAGCGUUGUGAGAGAGGUGUUGGGCAGCGAUGAUGAUUGGGUAGCGACGAGCAGUUGGCCCCAACCUUUGGAUGUUCCAGAUGAGGAUCUUCUGGGCAACGAACGAGAAACGGUCUACCAGGACCUCGAGAGGAUUGAAGAUGUUCCUGGGAUGGCGCGGCCCUGGGUGCGGCCUGUUGUGGGCACUCCUGCGGAGCACAUCGUUCCGUAUUAAUACGAGGCGGACCCGCGGACAUGCGGUCGGUAGAGUUUUCAUAGUCGCUUUGGAGCAUUAAAGCAGCCCUGGGCUCAGAGUCGUACUAUAUUGAUGCACUGUCAGGCAUUGAAGAACGUACCUUAUCAGUAAUGCCGCUGCAGCUGCCUGCACAGCAAAGUCGAAC
This is a messenger RNA of Schizophyllum commune H4-8, 1303 nucleotides long. RefSeq names its product kinase-like protein. Gene Ontology annotation, cellular component: nucleus; cytoplasm. The transcript is spliced from 5 exons. The record is from RefSeq and is a predicted model, not a curated record. Bases 1 to 1137 code for a protein of 378 amino acids. Gene Ontology annotation, biological process: peptidyl-serine phosphorylation; signal transduction; endocytosis. Lineage: Eukaryota; Fungi; Basidiomycota; Agaricomycetes; Agaricales; Schizophyllaceae. Gene Ontology annotation, molecular function: ATP binding; protein serine/threonine kinase activity.